Molecule: messenger RNA, 333 nt
Organism: Miscanthus lutarioriparius
Lineage: Eukaryota; Viridiplantae; Streptophyta; Magnoliopsida; Poales; Poaceae
Source: the annotation of a GenBank genome assembly
AUGGACGAAGAUGCGACGACGGGCAACUCGGCCGCCGCCGAGACAUUCGAUCCGGAACUGAUUCACGCCAUCUUCAAGCUGGUGUGGCGGCGGCGAGCGGAGAAGGGUGGCGGCAACGAGGUCAUCGACGUGGAGCCUGCUCCAGAGACCUCGAGGAGAAAUCGGAGUACAACUGCCAAUGCAAGUGCUCUUAAAGUCAGCUGCGAGCUUCUUCGCAUAUUUGUUACAGAGGCUAUUCAGCGCUCUGCUUUUAUUGCUGAAGCGGAGGAUGGUACUGUCAUCGAGCCCACCCACCUAGAGCGUGUGUUGCCACAGCUGCUAUUGGACUUUUGA